CGGUCGGCCAAGCGUCUUGGUCUCUCCUAAUUCAUAUUUCUGCGGAGUAUUGGAACAUGAACUGUUUGUUAACGGCAGAAAAAACAUGGCAGAAGCUCGGCCAAAGGAAAAGGCUGUGAGAACCGAUUCGAAUCCGUCACACUCAUCGUAUUCAUCAAGCGAUAUGGCCCCGAUAACACCCCCUGUUGAUGAAGAGGCAGGAUGCUUCAAGUUCUUGGUGCCUCACAAGCGCAACUCAAGGAAGGGCUCUCUGUUGCAUAAUAACCCGACACUUCUUGACCAUAUCAUUGGCACAUUCUAUGGGAACUGCGCCGGCGAUGCCAUCGGACUGCUGACAGAGUUUAUGGAUAGAGAAGAAGCACACAGGAAUUAUGGCAAAUACAAAAACUUGGAAUAUAAACACAAAAUCCCGGACAUGCACCGCUAUCGGUGGGAGACGGGCGAUUGGACAGAUGACUCCGAUCAAAUGAUACUGAUUAUGCAGUCGCUAACUGAGAAUAACGGAAAAAUUGACCCCAAAGAUUACGGAGGUCGCAUCAAAGUCUGGAUGAAGCGAGGAUUUCAGGAGCUGGGGGAUUUUGGCGGGAUGGGUAUUGGAGCUACGACGAUGGCUGUUUUGACGCAUCCGAAGUUCCAGGACAAUCCCCAUGAGGCAGCGGCCGACGUCUGGGAAAAAAGUGGACGAUACGCUGCUCCAAAUGGUGCCGUAAUGCGGACAGCCAUCUUAGGAAUUCACGACUUCAAAAAUAUAAAAAACGUCAUCAAAAAUACGUUAGACGUUUGUAAAACGACGCAUGCUGACCCAAGAUGCCAAGCGUCCUGCGUGGCCGUCACAACUGCUAUCGCCAUGAUGCUACAGAAAGAGGAGAAGCACAUGACCUCCAAAGGAAUUAUGGACAUCGAGGCGAUAAUUGCUGAUAGUUUUGAUUACGCCAAGGUACACCUUGAAAUCCAGGAACAGAUUGAAGAGCUUCACUUCCAUAUCAACGUAAAAACCCUACGAGCGUUGAACCUCACUGAAGAGAAAAAGAUAGGUUACACCUUCAAGUGUCUGGGCUGUGGGUUCUGGGCAUUAAGGCAACGGAACUUCCGACAGGCAAUCCAGGCAAUAUUGAUGGAGGCCGGAGAUGCUGAUACGAACUGUGCUGUAGCUGGGGCCCUGCUUGGCUGCCGCGUGGGGAUGCAGAACCUCCCACAAACAUGGAUUAGUGGCUUCAGGCAUAAGAAAUGGUUAGACGAACAAAUUUCAAAGUAUUUCACUGUCCUAGACAACACGUUAGGGAACUCCGCCGAAACCUUGCUGCUAACGGCGUUUAAGGAUUAUCUUGCGACGUGUCCGUUUGUCAGCGAUGAUGACACGCGUGGUAAAAUCGCCAUUGAAGUCGAAUUUGCAUCAACGAGUAGUCGAGGAAGUGUGGAUUUCUCUUCGGACUAUACAAUGAACAAUCGCAACAAAGAUAAUAAAAAACGACGCGGCAGCGCGAUUAUUAUACGAAAGCCAGAAAUCAAGAUAACAAACGACCAAGGGGUCUCAUAAUUGUACGGAAAUAUGACUUAAAAACAUGGCAUUUAACACACAAUUUUAUAGCGUGUCAUGUUUUUUAUAACCUGUGUAUAAAGGAGUUGUUUCUGUCAUGAACAUUUUAUAAAUGACUUGAUUGUUUAUGUAGAUAUGAGAACGAUUAUAAUUGUUGCCAUAUGCUGUUUUAUGUUUGUCGUGCCUGGUUGCAUACUGCAGGGACAGGUGGCAGCACAAGCUGGUCUUCUUGUUUGAUAAUAAUUCAUGUAAUUUGGCGUUCCAUGUGGUAUUUGUUACUGUUCUACAGAUGAUAAUGGGGAUGAACGAGAGAAUUCUGAAACACUCUUGAAGCUGAAAUGUGUCAUUAGGAAGGGGCACAGCUUGGCUUGCUGCAAGUCUCUCGAUAUCUGAUAUGUGGUCAAGGAAAGUGGUUAAAUUGGGGUGGGGGUACUCUAUAUUUGUGCAGACCUCAUGGGGUUAGACUUUGCAUUGGGUGAAACUCGCUGCUUUAUGUCUUAUUGCACAAAAGCCAUGUGAACUUCUGCAUUAUAGGUAAGGUCGGGCCACACUGUAUGUAAGGUAAACAUAGAUAUAUUGAGUGUUAAAUCGGAACAGGUGAUGACAUAUAUACCAAUAUUAAGGCAGGAUUUACAUAUAGUUUACACAGUGUUUACAUCAAGUUCACAUAGAAAUACAGGAAUAGUUUUGUUUGAACUUGAUAUAGGAGAGCCCCCUAUUGAUGACUUCGUGUAACCUAAUCUGACCUACCUCGGCUCCUGCCUAUAAUCUCCCUUAAUGCAUGCGUGGCUUGAUAUUUCCACCCAUGUGUACAUAAUAUGGGAGGAUUUACACAUAGUUUACAUAUAGGGCUUACAUAUAGGAAUACAGGCAGGCAGCUUGAUUCAAGUGGAGCUGCUAUAAUUCCACUUUUAUCAACACUCAUUUUUUUUCGUUUUCAUUUCGUCAUUUCUUAUUUCAUGAUUUACAGACGCCCACAUCUAAGAUCGGGGCUGGCGAUGGCUAACUGAGUUUAGUGGACAUGUGCAGCAAGAUGUAUAAUCCCAUAUAUGUAGAAAACAACAACAAUGGAGCCCUUCUCGGCGCUUGCGACAAAGGCAGAUAAUCUUGUCAUGUGACCAUGGUUACCAUGGUGACAUACCACAAUAACACUGAUGAUUCAGCCGCAUAGUAAACCUCCGUCAUUAGCAAAAAGUGGUUGAUCUUAUUCGUAUAAGAUAUCACGAAGUUCCUUAUCGCUUUAUGGAAUUAGUUAACCCCUUUGUAACUGGAAGCGAAUACGAGAUUAAAUUUCAACCAAACACCUUGAUUGUCGCAUGGCACUACUGUUUACAGUGAAUGAAGCACUUUGCCUCACUUCCGUGGCAGCAGUUAUGGUCAGGCAACCAUGAACGCCUGGGUUGGUGCAAAAUUUGGAAGCAGUCGUAAAACACUCAAAAUCUCAUGUCAUUGUUAUUGUUUGAGAUGUUUAGAAUGAUUUAUUCC
Lineus longissimus is the source of this 3022-nucleotide messenger RNA. RefSeq names its product ADP-ribosylarginine hydrolase Tri1-like. Lineage: Eukaryota; Metazoa; Nemertea; Pilidiophora; Heteronemertea; Lineidae. The coding region runs from base 86 to 1537 and encodes 483 amino acids. The record is from RefSeq and is a predicted model, not a curated record. The transcript has 10 exons.